GACAGUUGACGGCUCAAGAGGAACCUGACUAACAGCAGCGUGACGGGAUAAAGAGGAUAAAGCUCUUUCUACAGAGCCAGGGCUUCUUAUUAUCUACUUCAAACUCAUCGUACCUACUGCAGGUGACGGGGAGAAGUGUCAUGGCUGCAUACGGACAGACUCAGUACAGCCCCGCCCUUCAGCCUGCAGGGCCAUACACACCUUACACCCACCAUACGCAGGGCUACAGCAUGCCAUCUUACAACAUUAAAACAGAAGACGGCCUGAGUCACUCUCCAGGACAGACGGGACUACUUGGAUACUCGAACUUCAGCAGCACUCCUCCCAGUCAGAGUCUCUACAGCUACUCACACACACACAGUGGUGGUAUUUCAUCUGGAAUUUUUCAAGGCACCCACGCAAUCUCCAGUUCAACCCCAUUCAACCCUACCCAGCAAGAGUUUUCAGCGUACUCUAGCUACAGUCAGAGUCAGUACUCUCCGUAUUAUAACUCACAUCACUACAACAGCCCCUACCUACCCAGCAGCAACAUCAGCCCUGCUGCCAUCACAGCUCCAUUAGCCUAUCAGCAUCCAGAACACCCCGUCAUGCUGCCCAAUCACAGUCCAGAGUCACACACAGGAGAAUACCACCCACCGCCCAGCCCCCCCACACCAGGUAAAGACGAGGGGGUCCCAUCACGAAGGGGGUCGGAUGGGAAGUUGAGGGGGAGGAAAAGAGUCAGUGACCCAGCUCCACCUCUGGACUCUGAUAUAGAGCGUGUGUUUAUCUGGGACCUGGAUGAAACCAUCAUCAUUUUCCAUUCGCUCCUCACGGGAACCUUCUCCUCACGAUUUGGCAAGGACUCCUCAAAGGCAGUGUCUCUUGGUUUGUGGAUGGAGGAGAUGAUCUUCAAUCUGGCUGAUUCAAGACUCUUCUUCAAUGACUUGGAGGAAUGUGACCAGGUUCAUAUUGAUGACGUGGCAUCAGACGACAAUGGACAGGACCUGAGCACUUACAACUUUGGGUCAGAUGGCUUCCAGAGCCCAGCAGGGGCCAGCUCUCUGUGCCUAGGGUCAGGGGUCCACGGAGGGGUGGACUGGAUGAGGAAACUAGCUUUCCGAUACCGCAGAGUCAAGGAGAUCUACAACACAUACAAAAAUAAUGUUGGAGGUUUGCUGGUUAGCCCCAAGCGAGAGGAGUGGUUACAGCUGAGGAGAGAGAUGGAGGUCCUGACUGACCUGUGGCUGACUCAAGCACUCAAAGCCCUGGCUCUCAUCAACUCCAGGCCUAACUGUGUGAAUGUGUUGGUAACCACCACCCAGCUCAUCCCAGCCCUCUCCAAGGUGUUACUGUAUGGUUUGGGCUCAGCCUUCCCCAUAGAGAACAUAUACAGUGCCACUAAGACAGGCAAAGAGAGCUGUUUUGAGCGAGUCUCUCAGAGGUUUGGUCGGAGAGCAGUGUAUGUGGUGAUAGGAGAUGGAGCCGAAGAAGAGGCCGUGGCCAAGAAGAAGAACAUGCCGUUCUGGAGGGUGUCCUGUCGGCCCGAUCUGGAGGCUUUGAGCCAUGCACUGGAGCUGGACUACCUCUAGAGGGCGCCAGCUGUCACACUUCUGCUCUUCCACCCAAAUCAUGAGACGCUCCUGAACUCCUGAGUGCAGCUAGUAGGUUAAGGUGCAACCUAGAGACUGAUUCAGAGUCAGUGUUGCUAUUUCAAGGUUUGGCAUGAGGCAUUUCAUCCCUAAUGAGCACCCAGGCGAACAAUUUUACACCGAAGCCAAAGGAACUGUGAGGAUUUCGAAGCGAGGCUGCAGUAUAUCUAUGACACCUAAACAUGAAGCCAAAAGUGCUGGACCAAAAUUAAAGACCAAAGUAAAAUAAGGGACCAAAGCUUCAUAACCCCAGGGAACUACGGUUAAUACUGCAAAUACUUUUUAAAAAACCUUUUCCUUUUUUUUAAAUUCAGUUCAUCUCAACUUUAUGGAAAGUGUCCCACUUUUGUACACAAAAAAGUGAUGCACUGAAUGCAAACUUUUACAUCCUGUUUAUUGAACACAGUGAGUAUGUCUGCAUGGAUGAAAGGUCAGAUUGUUGUUAAAUUGUUUGUUCUGCUGUGUCUUUUUUAUUUGUUGAGACUAAACCCAUUUUACACUGACCAAUACUAUUUUAAAGACAAAAUCAGAAACUCAAAGACUUAAAGUUGUGUUAUGUGGGAUAGAGUUUGCCUUCACUAUCAUUUUAGAAUUGUUAUAUUCAUAUGUCGGCUAGAUAAAUGUCAGGUAAUAUUCUCCUCAUAGGUAGAGGCUAUUGAAAAUAGCCUGAUUGUAUUUUACCAUUAAAAUGUGAGCUAUUUAUUAUUAGUUAAAUUCACAACACAAUGAGGUAUAAACAAGUUUGGGAGCUCAGCAUAAGAAAAUCUUCCCUUCAAAGACCAAAAAUAUGCUCUUGUAAAAAUGUUUUAAUAAGAAGAUGUCUUAAAGAUGCUGUAUUAUAGGCUGGUGCUCAAAUCCUUACUUUUGAUUCUGGGUUGUAAAUGUUGUCAUGUUUUAAUUCUUCUUUUCUGUCAUUGUUUCAUUUUCUAAUAACCUGUUUGUAAUAUAGAUGAACUGGUAUGGUUGUGCAUGUGCUGAUUACACUGCUUGUCAGCUUAGCUAUGAUUUGUAUAUAAUGCUUUAUUGUCGAUUUGUUUUGACAGACAGUUAAAAUAGAUUAAUAAAGAUAAAUUAAUUGCAUUGUGGGGAAA
Morone saxatilis (striped sea-bass) is the source of this 2722-nucleotide messenger RNA. It is a transcript of the gene eya2, whose product is annotated as EYA transcriptional coactivator and phosphatase 2. Gene Ontology annotation, biological process: multicellular organism development; cell differentiation; positive regulation of DNA repair. Gene Ontology annotation, cellular component: nucleus. NCBI's taxonomy places the organism in Eukaryota, Metazoa, Chordata, Actinopteri, Moronidae. Gene Ontology annotation, molecular function: protein tyrosine phosphatase activity. The record is from RefSeq and is a predicted model, not a curated record.